AUGGAUGAUGUUGGUGUUGAUAGGAUUGGUGGGAAUAAGGAUGAUGCAGCUAAUGAUAUUGAUCAGGGAUUUAAUGAAUUUGAUGAGGCAGCUAAUGAUAUUAACCAUGGAUUUAAUGAAUUUGAUAAGGCAGCUAAUGACUUUGAUCUUGGGUUGUACCAACAUAUUUUACAAUCUAAUGAACAAAAUGUAGAUGAUGAGGUUCAUGAAGGUGAGGACAAUGCAGUUAAUAAGGAAGUCACUGAAGAAGAGAAUCAUGAAAGAAAUGAAAUGAAUGAUGAGAAUGUAAAGAUGAGAGAUUUUGCAGUUGAUGAUGGAAGUGAAGAUAAGACAGAGACUGAUAAAGAGAAUCAUGAAAAAAGUGAUGAGAGUGAGGACAGUGAUGAUAGUGAUUUCUGGGUGGAUGAAGACAACAUAAUCCCUGAUGUAGAAGUAGAUAUGAGGGAUUUUUACAUGAAUAUGAGAUUCACUGGAUGA
Messenger RNA from Lactuca saligna, 477 nucleotides. The record is from the annotation of a GenBank genome assembly. NCBI's taxonomy places the organism in Eukaryota, Viridiplantae, Streptophyta, Magnoliopsida, Asterales, Asteraceae.